AUGCUUCUACUUAGAUGUCGAAGAACAGUACUUCAUGUUCCAACCAAGUUCAGUUCAAAAUUCAUAAGAUACUGCUCUUCUCACGAUACUGAUCAAAAUAAAAUAGACAGUGCAGCCAAUACAGCAAAUGAAGUAUCACAAAAACAAGAGCUCUAUAUAACAGAUCCUAUCUCUCCAGGUUCAGUUUUUUUCUUGCCAAAUGGUACGAAGAUCUUUAACAAAUUGGUUAGUUUUAUGAAGCUUCAGCAGCAGAAUAAAUAUGGAUUUCAAGAGGUUGUAACUCCAUUAAUUUAUAGAAAAACGCUCUGGGAACAAUCGGGGCACUGGGAAAACUAUAAAGAUGAUAUGUUUAGAGUCGAGGGAAAUGACCUAUCCAAGGAGGAGUAUGGGUUAAAACCUAUGAACUGUCCUGGUCAUUGCGUUAUAUUCAAAAGAUUUGACAGAUCUUAUAAUGAUCUACCAUUACGUUUCUCAGAUUUUUCCCCUUUACACAGAAAUGAAGCUUCCGGUGCAUUAUCUGGUCUUACAAGAGUUAGAAAAUUCCAUCAAGAUGAUGGUCAUAUAUUUUGUACCCAAGAACAAGUUCAUCAGGAAAUCAAAAAAUGCCUAGAGCUAGUGGAUAUGUGUUACACAUCAGUAUUUCCAAUUUCUGGAAACGAUACCAAACCGGCAUACUCUUUAACACUAUCUACUAGACCUGAGAAAUUUGUUGGGGAAAUUGAAGUUUGGAAUCAUGCAGAAGAAACUUUGAAAAGUAUCUUGUCAGAAUCGGGGCAUUCUUAUACUAUUAACGAAGGGGAUGGUGCAUUUUACGGGCCUAAAAUCGAUAUUCUAGUCCAUGACCAUACUGGCAAGAGCCACCAAGUUGCUACUAUCCAGUUAGAUUUUCAAUUACCUGAAAGAUUCAAAUUAGAAUACAAGAGCAAAGAUAAUGAUUACAAGAGACCAAUUAUGAUCCAUAGAGCUGUUUUUGGGUCUGUCGAAAGAUUCAUGGCAAUUUUAAUCGACUCAAACAAAGGUAAAUGGCCAUUUUGGCUUAACCCAAAUCAAUGUAUGGUAAUUCCAGUGAAAACUCAGGACAAAAAGAUAAUGGAUCUUGCGGAAAAAACUGUUAAAACCUUACGUGCCGAGAAUACCGAUCCCAAAAGCCCAAUUCCUCCUAAUAGCUUCCACUUUUCAGUUGAUAUGGACUGUAGAGAUGAAUCAGUUAGCAAAAGAAUAAGGGACGCCAUUAAAAAACACUACUCCUUCAUUAUAAUGAUAGGUGAUAAGGAGGUAGAAAGUGAUAAAGUAGCGAUUAGGACUCGAGAAUCAAGAAAUGUUAAUCAGUUGACUCUGAAAGAAGUAUUCGAUAAGUUCGUGGAUCUUGAAACAAACUAUAAAUAG
Molecule: messenger RNA, 1386 nt
Organism: Kluyveromyces marxianus DMKU3-1042
Lineage: Eukaryota; Fungi; Ascomycota; Saccharomycetes; Saccharomycetales; Saccharomycetaceae
Gene: MST1
Product: threonine--tRNA ligase MST1
Exons: 1
Coding region: 1-1386 (461 amino acids)
Biological process (GO): mitochondrial threonyl-tRNA aminoacylation
Cellular component (GO): cytoplasm
Molecular function (GO): ATP binding; threonine-tRNA ligase activity
Source: RefSeq, a predicted model, not a curated record